Populus nigra (black poplar) is the source of this 2867-nucleotide messenger RNA. Its product is annotated as calmodulin-binding protein 60 B-like. The record is from RefSeq and is a predicted model, not a curated record. Gene Ontology annotation, molecular function: sequence-specific DNA binding; DNA-binding transcription factor activity; calmodulin binding. Gene Ontology annotation, cellular component: nucleus. Gene Ontology annotation, biological process: regulation of salicylic acid biosynthetic process. The transcript is spliced from 8 exons. Lineage: Eukaryota; Viridiplantae; Streptophyta; Magnoliopsida; Malpighiales; Salicaceae. The coding region runs from base 272 to 2179 and encodes 635 amino acids.
CCAACGAAAAUUCGCAGACACUUCCCGGAAACUUCAAAGAUUCGUUUCUAAACGAAAAAGAAUUCAGAUUUUUCUAUGAAACCCAUCACAUUUCACUUUCCCGCUCCCUUUCCAUCCCAUCUUUCCCUCUUUCCUCUCUAAAGAAAACAAAAGCUUUGUGGGGUUUCCGUUAUUCUCUCUUUUUCACGGAAUACAAAAACAAAUCUCUCUUUGGCAAAGGUAGUUUCUUGCUGGUUGUAAGUAGUGACGGAGAAGGUGGGUGUUGGUGAAGAUGCAAACCGGGUAUGUUGAGAGAUCGAAUAGUAUGGCGGCGGCGGCGAGAGGGAAGAGAGGACUUGAUUCAAGUGAUGAUGAAGGCCAGCCUGAUAGAAAAAGGCCUGCUUUAGCUAGUGUAAUUGUUGAAGCUCUCAAGGUGGAUAGUUUGCACAAGCUUUGCUCAUCGUUGGAGCCUAUUCUUCGGCGAGUUGUUAGCGAAGAAGUAGAGCGAGCAUUAGCAAAACUGGGCCCUGCCAAACUUACUGUACGGUCUUCUCCUAAACGUCUAGAAGGGCCUGAUGGAAGAAACUUGCAGUUGCACUUCAGGUCCAGGUUGUCCCUCCCUCUCUUUACUGCUGGGAAAGUGGAAGGGGAGCAGGGUGCGGCUAUUCAUAUUGUGUUGAUUGAUGGAAAUACGGGCCGUGUUGUCACGUCUGGUCCAGAAUCUUCAGUAAAACUAGAUGUUAUUGUGCUUGAAGGUGAUUUCAACAAUGAAGAUGAUGAUAAUUGGACCCGGGAGGAAUUUGAGUCUCAUGUGGUUAAAGAACGUGAGGGAAAGAGACCACUUCUAGCUGGGGAUCUGCAAGUGACACUGAAAGAAGGUGUUGGAACGCUAGGCGAGCUGACAUUUACUGACAACUCAAGCUGGAUAAGGAGCAGGAAGUUCAGGCUAGGGCUGAAGGUUGCCUCAGGCUGUUGUGAAGGCAUUCGCGUUCGUGAAGCAAAAACAGAUGCCUUCACUGUUAAGGAUCACCGUGGAGAAUUAUACAAGAAGCACUAUCCACCUGCAUUAACCGAUGAGGUUUGGAGAUUGGAAAAGAUUGGAAAAGAUGGGUCAUUUCACAAGAGGCUGAACAAAGCUGGAAUAUAUUCAGUUGAAGACUUCCUCCGCCUAGUAGUUAGAGACUCGCAGAGGUUGCGAACUAUUCUUGGAAGUGGCAUGUCAAAUAAAAUGUGGGAUGUUCUUGUUGAGCAUGCAAAGACAUGUGUUCUGAGUGGGAAACUUUAUAUCUACUAUCCUGAGGAUGAGAAAAAUGUUGGCGUUGUUUUCAACAAUAUUUAUGAAUUGAGUGGUUUAAUUGCCAACGGACAGUACUACUCAGCUGACUCUCUUUCUGACAAUCAGAAGGUCUAUGUUGACAGCUUGGUGAAGAAGGCUUAUGAUAAUUGGAUGCAUGCUAUAGAGUAUGAUGGCAAAUCCCUUCUAGACUUCAAGAUGAAUCAGGGCAUAGAUGCUUUACAAAACGAGGUUCCAUCUGUUCAACAAGAGUUUUUGAACUCAUAUGAUCAUCAGGUUACUUUACCGACCAUAUCAGUUCCAGUCCCUUCAGAGCAGCCUGUGAUGGACUCAGGUCUAACUGUUGGAGGUUAUAAUGAUGAUAUGGCUACCAGAUUCUCAAUGCAUCCACAGAAUGGAAAUCUCAACACCUCUUUUCAAUUUGAUACCACUUCAUUACCUUCACAGAAUCCUCUGGUCCAUACUUCACAGCAAAUCCAGGUUCCAGGAUCUGACAAUUUACCUGCUCUUGGCCCUCCACAGACUUCUACACCAGGCUUUCAGAGUUUUGGCUCAUCGAAUCUUAAUUCAUACAAGGGAAUUGAGGAUUUCUUCUCAGAAGAGGAGAUUCGUACGAGAAGUCAUGAGAUGCUUGAAAAUGACGAUAUGCAGCAUCUUCUUCGCAUAUUUAACAUGGGAGGCCAGGGUCUAGCCUCCUUUAAUGCCACCGAAGAUGGGUACCCUUUCUCGUCAACAAACAUGCCUACCGCACCUCCAAAUUACAGCUUUGGUGAUGAUCCAUCUCGUUCAUCAGGCAAAGCUGUUGUCGGAUGGCUCAAGCUCAAGGCAGCCCUGAGAUGGGGCAUCUUUGUCAGGAAGAAGGCUGCUGAGAGGCGAGCACAGCUCAUAGAGUUAGAUGAUUCUUAGAUAGGCAAUAGGGCAAUGUUGAUCUGGUUUGGGUGUUAACAGGCUUCCUGCCCAUUUCCUAGCUCACUAGAGCAGACACUGUUGUUUUGCCUCAUAAUAUUGGGCAGGCUCUUUUGUUCAAGGUUCUGCUGCUCUUAGACAUCAUUCUAGAUGUCCAAGGAUCUUAGUGUUUCUACAUUCCUCUACUGUACAGUAAGCCAACUUCCUCCAUCAACAGCUGUCCUGCAGUUGCCCCUUCUCGAUCCCCUUGGUGAAGUUGCUUACCUUCCAGUCCAGCACUCUAACGGUAGUGAAUUCUGAAGGUUGACGGAGUUGAGCUGUUUCUAUUGACGAUAUUUUUGGAUGGUGGAGACUUCUAAUAUUUCGGCCAUCCAUUCCCGAAGCUGGAAAACUCAGCACGGGUGCAUCUCGGUUUCUGCCAGGAAGUAGAUAGAAUAGAAAUGCAGCCUAAUUGCAUCACCUCCGUAUUUGGCUAGUGGGUCCUAUCUUCGUGUGUUUUGUUUGUACAUGGUCAACAAAAACGAACGGCCAACUUUUGUUGUUCCUUAGUAACAUUAGAAUAAUUGCUGGUACCAGUGAUGAAUUUGGCCGGAACAAAAACCUCAAUUCAGGCAGAAACUCUUACGUUGUUUGUGAAUUGAUGAAGAGUCUUCACGUAAUGAAAUAAGAUUGAUUUAUGGCUGGAUUA